AUGGAUGCACGCUAUUGGUUCGUUCUGUCCGCGUCUCUCUCCCAGCUGCAACACCACCCUGGUUGGCUGGUCGUCUCGUCCAACCUCUUCCAGCCAAUCACAUCGCUUCUCUCCGCACUAGCUCCAGACAAUGCCCUUCACAGAGUUAUGAAUGUAUCAGUACCAGCAGCACCAACGCCGGCAGCACCGGCAGCAGCAGCAGCAGCAGCAGCAGCAGGAGCAGGGGAGGUGCCAUCUAUAGGACGGAGCCUUCACGCCCUGCUCACUGUUCUCUUGAUGCCGAGCCUGACAGGCAGGCUCGGCGCGUCGGAUCUGAAAUCUCUGGGAGCGUCAGGCGUGGGGUUCAAAGCGUCAAGCCCAGUGGCGUUCCAUCCGAGCCUGGAGCACUGGGGCAAGAAGGUGUUUGUUGCUGUGCUCUCGCGCCUGCUGCCCCUCGUGCUGGCGCUCAGGACGCACCUCGUUCAGGGGCAGGGGCCACUGGGGAAGGGAUGUGGAGAGUUUGGGGAGGAAACGGUGGGUUUUGUCUUAUCUGCGAUGGACGUGAUUGUGAAGGAGGCGUUGUUUGGACGCGGGCAUGCAGAGGGGUAUGUGUCCCAGUGCAGUGGUGUUGCUGUUGCUAUGGCUGCUGGUGUGGGUGGUAGUAUGGGUGGUGGUAAGGUUGGGGGAACGGGUGGGCAGAGAACAGGCAACAGAGGAACACCUGAGAAAACACCUGGGGAGUCGAGACUUGGAAGGAAGGGAGGGAAUGUUGGAGGGGCAGCAGAGGGUGAGGGUGAGGGAGAUGGAGGUAUGGAAGGGCUGGGAGAGGAAGGCAGGUUCGGCAGCUACCACCGGCAGUUCCUGGCGUUUCUCGAGGCUGGGAUCAGGUCCGGAAACGUGCCGAUCCUGCACAGCCUCGGGUGGAUGUUUGGCAUUUACUCUCGGAGUGUGGUGGAGAUUGCACGAGAGAGAGUAGGCGAGGUGGGAGGGAGGGGGAAGAGGAGAAAAGCAGCAGUUCAGGGGGGGAAAGGAGGGGUGAGUGGUGAUAGGGAUGGAGGGGAGGGAGAAGGAGAGGAGAAGGCAGGGGAAAGGGGUGUGGAAGUGGGGGGAGGGAGAGGAGGAGGAGGCGGAGGAGGAGGAGGAGGGGGAGGGCAGGGAGGAGGUAUGGGAGGAGUAUUGGGUGCAGAUGAUCCGGAAGUGUCUCAGCUGUUGCAGUCGCGGUUCAAUCUUUUUGCGCAUCUGCUGGGGCCGCUGAUAGGCGAACUGCGAGGCCAAGUGGUGGCGCUCACACAGGGGGGCGCGCAGGCAGAGCAGCAGCAGCACCAGCAGCAGCACCACCACCACCACCACAAGCACCAGUGGUCCCAGCAGCACCGAAAGCAGCAGCAGCAGCACCAGGGCAAAGCAAGCCGAGGUGGUAACCAGUCGGCAGCAAGCAGUGCUGCGGAUCCUGCCAGCCUGGCAGCUGUGCUACGUGGCACAAGGGCACUGGUGGACGCUGCCAUAGAAGAGGGUAUCUACGAUGGGUUGUCAGACGUGAGCGACAGCAGCAUUGGCAGCAGCCGCGGCCACACCAGCAGCGGACGAAGCAGAGGAAGGAGGGCAGGAGUAGAAGCAGGAGCAGGGGGAGAGGGAGGGGCGACGAGACUGGGUCUGCUGUUGCACUUGGCUGGGCUGGCAGGGGAGGUGGGCAGUGCGUGGCGCAUGUGGGACAUUGUACAGAAGCCUGGGAUAGGUGCUACUGCUUCUGCUGUCGCCGGUGCUAGCGGUGAUGGUGAUGGGAGGCACGAAGGGGACGGAGCAGCAGCUCAGGUUUGGGCCGAGCUUCUCCAGCUGCUUUGGGGGCUGGUUCGGCUGGAGCCUAGGGUGGUGGUGCUCGUGGAUGGCCUGCAUGACGCCACGUGGCAGCUUGUGAUUGGGGCUUGCACUGCGUGUGAGAAGGCACGAUCAGAAGGGUUUGAUGCAGGUGGUAACAAGCGGAUGUCGGAGGAGCAGCGGGCGGCAGGGUGGGCGGCAGUGUGGGUGGCGGCAGUCAAGAUUGCCAGUCAGCUGGUGGUGGCGUGGAAAGAUAUGCGACAGCUAGUGCUGGCCAUCCGAGCCAUUCUCUCUUCCACCCUUGGCUCCAGGCGACCUCUUCUCGCGCUACCUUCUACCCUGCCCUCCCUGGUAGCAUCGGAAUCGCCUGCAGCAGUGGCAGCAUCUGCGGCGCUCCUGUCGUCGCCUGACCUCCUCUCGGUGGUCCGGGAGGCUGCUGCUGCGGUCCCUCCAGGCCAGGUGCCGAGCCUGCUGCUUAGCUUCGGGGAGGAGCAGGUUAUGCUGGUGGUUGGUUGGGAGGGUGACUCUGAGGGAGGGAGAAAGAAAGAGGAAAUGGAGGGUGUGGGAUGGGGCGAGGAGGAGAAACAGAAGGGGAGGAAGGCAAAGAAGGGGAAGGCUGACCAGGUGGUUUCUCAGGUGAAAACUCAGAUGCAGGGAGCACAGGAUAGGCUCACCUGGGCGGCUUCCAGCUUCGUUGCUACAGUGCUCCGCAGCCUGCCUGUUGCACUGGGAACCGCCAUCCAGGUGGACGGCAACGUCUGUCGUCUAGUGCAGUCCCUUGGGCGGUCUGUGGUGGGCAAGUGGGUCGCUGCUGUGCUGGCAAGAACCAAUUGGAUGGAUGGGAAUGGGAAUGGGAAGGACUCUACUGCCGACAUUGCUCUUACCCUUGUUCGCCGUGCGGCAGCAAGCAUCGGGGCAGGCCUUAAAAUGUUUCUGGCUGCCCAUGAGCUGCACCUGCGGUGUCUGUACAAUGCACCUCCCUCAGAAGAGUCCAAAAUGGGCCAUCGCUUCAGCUUCUCGUUCCCGCUCCCGCUCGAUCCUGCUGUAAGCAUGCCAGGCUUGGCAGAAACUGGCUUGGCAGAGUUAGGUUCGGCAGGGACAGGUUCGGCAGGGGAGGUUGCUGGAGCUGCUGCUUUGGAGCAGCCUGCUUCCAGAUGGCGGUUUGUGAUUGGCUGGCUGAACCGAGUGAUGAAUGGAAAGGCAGAGGAGGAACAAGAGCAGCAGCAGGAGGAAGAGGAUCAGCAAGGGGAGGAAAGCAGAGAGCUGCUUCGGCUGCGCUUCCUGACUCUCUCUGCUGCCACCACUGCCCUCUCCUCCCUCUCCCCGGUGCUGCCUCUGGGUGCGAGCAGUGCGGGUGGUAAGAGUGGCGGACUGUGGGGAGAGACGGAGGCAGCAGCAGAGGCGGGGAAGGGGAGGAAGAAGGUGAAGCGGGGAGGAGCAGAGGGAGCGCGGGGUGUGGGGGAAGAUGGAGCGUUGGGGAGUGGUGUUGGUGCGCUGGCUGCUGCUGUGGCCCAUGAGCUGUCGUUCAGGUGUGUGGGGGCGGGAGAGGGGCGGAGCCGGUGGGUGGUGAUGGGGAGAGAAACAGGCGGGAAAGGGGACGCCGGAGCGGGAAGGAAGGAGGAAAAGCACGAGGGAAGCGAUAGGUAUCCGAGCAGGAGGGGGAGGCAGUGGGACGGAACAGUGGGCAGCAUCAGCAGCGGCGGGGAUCUCAACGCGGCGUACCUCUCCCUUGCUGCUUCCUCCGCUCUCCCCCUCUGGAUCCCCGCUGCCCCUCGCCCCGCCGUGAGGGAGUUUGUGCUGCUGCUGCUCGCCCUCGCUGCUAGGGAGGUGCUUGGUGGUGCAGGAGGUGUUAAGGAGGUGGCGGGGGGUGCAGGAGGGAGGGCUGUGGCGGCUGUGGCGGCGCUACGGAAUCCUGUGUUCUUCGAGAUUGAGGUGAGUGGCGUCUGGUUUGAUGGGUCCCCUCUGUCUCCCUUGCUGCCUCCUCUGCUCUCCCUCUCUGGAUCCCCGCUGCCCCUCUGGUGGUUUGAGAGGGACGGCUGUGGCGGCUCUGGCGGCGCUGCGGAAUUCCGUGUUCUACGAGAUUGA
Messenger RNA from Closterium sp. Naga37s-1, 3879 nucleotides. The record is from the annotation of a GenBank genome assembly. NCBI's taxonomy places the organism in Eukaryota, Viridiplantae, Streptophyta, Zygnematophyceae, Desmidiales, Closteriaceae.